UGGGGAUUGACAUAGCGCUUGAUGAUGUAAGAGCGGAUGAUAGUUGUAAUAACUAUUUAACCCAACCAAAGAAAAAAAAUCCCCUAAAACUCCCAAAUGGUGAACUUAAUAUCUCAGCUAUUGAUCAUUUGCCUAACGAUAUUAGAGAAAUUAUCACAAAUAAUAUGUUUCAUGUGCCUAAAGGACAGAGGGCACGU
Molecule: messenger RNA, 197 nt
Organism: Funneliformis caledonium
Lineage: Eukaryota; Fungi; Glomeromycota; Glomeromycetes; Glomerales; Glomeraceae
Source: the annotation of a GenBank genome assembly